Molecule: messenger RNA, 2059 nt
Organism: Rana temporaria (common frog)
Lineage: Eukaryota; Metazoa; Chordata; Amphibia; Anura; Ranidae
Gene: CPN1
Product: carboxypeptidase N subunit 1
Exons: 9
Coding region: 167-1555 (462 amino acids)
Biological process (GO): proteolysis
Molecular function (GO): metallocarboxypeptidase activity; zinc ion binding
Source: RefSeq, a predicted model, not a curated record
UAGAAAUGAAGGCUGUAAGUCACUCUGUAGGAUGCUGUACAGGGAGGGGCUCUGCCAGAGUAAAGUUGAGUCCCCCCUCUCAGACUGAGCUGCAGUGGGCUGGCAGUUCUCUGUGUAACUAGAGCAGAGUGAUUGCAGGGGGAGAAGGAUCAGGAGAGCUUUGUAUAUGGGACACCAAGGAAAGGCUGCAGGAAUGAAGGUGACACUCUACUGCCUCCUCCAACUUCUCCUCCUGUGUAAGGUGUCACUCAGCAUCAGCUUCAAAUACCACCGCUAUGAGGAACUCAUGCAAACCUUGUACGACGUGCACAGCUCCUGUCCUUACAUCACCAGGAUCUACAGCGUGGGGCGCAGCCACCUAGGGAGACACUUGUACGUCAUUGAGUUCAGCGACUAUCCCGGGGUCCACGAGCCACUGGAGCCGGAGUUUAAGUAUGUAGCCAACAUGCACGGGAAUGAGAUCCUGGGAAGAGAGCUUCUCCUACAACUGGCUGAGUUUCUGUGUGAAGAGUAUCGGAACAGGAAUGAGAGGAUUGUCCGACUCAUUGAGAACACACGGAUACAUAUCAUGCCUUCUAUGAACCCAGAUGGCUAUGAAGUUGCUGCAGACCAGGGGCCGUAUUUUAAUGGAUACUUGACUGGAAGAAAUAACUUCAACGAAGUAGAUUUGAAUCGGAACUUCCCUGAUCUAAACAUGGUUAUGUACUACAAUGAGAGGAAUGGAGGACCAACUGAUCACCUUCCUCUCCCGGACAACUGGAAGGAGCAGGUGGAGCCGGAAACACAAGCCAUAAUUAACUGGAUUGAAAGUCACAACUUUGUUCUUUCUGCAAACCUCCACGGUGGAGCUGUUGUAGCUAAUUAUCCAUUUGAUAAAAGUAAAGAUCUUCGGGUCAGGGGUUACCGCCGCACCACAAGCUAUUCUGCUACACCAGAUGAUAAACUGUUUAAAGCAUUAGCAAUGUCUUAUUCCUUUGCUCAUGGAUGGAUGCAUAGAGAGUUUAAUUGUGGGGAUUACUUUCCUUAUGGCAUUACUAAUGGAGCUUCUUGGUAUUCCCUAUCGAAAGGUAUGCAGGACUUCAAUUACCUUUACAAAAACUGUUUUGAAAUAACGUUGGAACUGAGCUGCAAUAAGUUCCCCAAGGAGGCGGAGUUGCCGCGGGAGUGGGAUGGGAACCGCGAGGCUCUGAUCUCAUUUAUAGAACAGGUGCACAAAGGCAUUAAAGGUAUGGUGACGGAUGAAAAUAAUAAUGGAAUAGCCAACGCUGUCAUCUCAGUGGCCGGUAUUACCCAUAACAUAUUCUCUGGUGAAGGAGGAGAUUAUUUCCGCCUGUUGUUACCAGACACAUAUACGGUAACAGUUUCAGCAGAUGGAUACCAUCCAAAGACUGCAACAGUCACUGUUGGUCCAGAUGCAGCUACAGAGCUUAACUUUCAGCUGAAAAAGGAAAGGUCCUCAAGCUCAAAAGAAAAAAUUCCAUCUAGAAAUCUGAACUCCAAGAACCAUAUGAGAAAAGUUGCACCUCGGGCGGCGGAAAGGAGGCGAGGGACAUAAAAACCACCAAACCAGUAUCAUGGAGCUUCAGACAAUCGCCACCCCAGACUUGGCACAAAACUUCUCAUUCUGUUUUAUCUUCUACUGUUGACAAUCCAAUACCAUAAGCCUCUAACUUAAAUGGACUUUAAGAGCCAGUAGACACAUUUAUAGCAUAUGAAAGAAAAUAAUAAUAAUAUUAUGCAGAUUUAAGGUAAGUAUUUUCUUACAUGUCAAGUAUUUAAGGACAAAGAAUUAUUUGAGAAUAGGUUUAUUGUCUUCCAUUUUAAUAUUGCAUCAGCUGCCUCCUAUGUGCGGGACAACACGUCUUGUUGCUUUACCAAGGUUAAAGGGUCUUCCAAUAUUUGUUUCCAGCUAGAUUGCAUCUGUAAACAGGAGCUUUUGUGUAACUCAAUCAAUAGUCCAACUGGCAUAAAGUCCAUCUUACUGUAAAGCCGCGUACACACGAUCAGUCCAUCCAAUGAGAACGGUCUGAAGGACCGUUGUCAUCGGUUAACCGAUGAA